AUUGACUCACGGAACUGGGAUAUGGAUAUGGAUAUGGUGCUCGGAGCUGGGUUUGUGAACAGAGUUCUAUGCUUCUUCAUCAAUGGCUUCAAUCAGUAGCUUAUACAGAUGUGUAUCGAAUCAAGACGCUCGUCUUCCUCGAAUCCGUUCGAGUUCUGAGGCCGAUCAAUCUCGACCCAAUAAUCAGAUGUUCUCCAUUUCGGUUCCCAUAUCCAGAAGAGACGCGAGUAUUAUCUUCCUCAGUUCGCUUCCAUUGACGAGCUUCUUCUUUAUUCCACCAAGCUCUUCAGAAGCAAGAGAGAGACGGAGCAGAAAAGUUAUCCCUCUCGAGGAAUAUUCCACUAGCCCUGAAGGGUUGAAAUACUAUGACAUUGAGGAAGGCAAAGGUCCAGUAGCUACAAAAGGAUCAACUGCUCAGGUGCAUUUCGAUUGCCGUUACAGAAGCAUCACUGCAAUCUCAACUCGAGAAUCCAAGCUUUUGGCUGGAAAUCGUAGUAUUGCUCAGCCUUAUGAGUUUAAGGUCGGGUCUACGCCAGGAAAGGAAAGGAAACGCGAAUUCGUUGACAAUCCAAACGGGUUGUUCUCUGCACAAGCUUCACCAAAGCCUCCUCCAGCAAUGUAUUUCAUAACCGAAGGAAUGAAAGUCGGUGGCAAGAGAACUGUGAUUGUUACUCCUGAAGCUGGUUAUGGCCAGAAAGGGAUGAACGAGAUACCGGUGAGAACCUACUACAAAUUGUAUAUGAGCCUGGAGCUACAUUUGAGUUAAACAUAGAGCUGCUUCAGCUGAAGCCCCCAGAAGAGAAAUGAAAACAGAUAAGAGAAGUUUGAAGCUUCAAGCAUUGUCCCAACAUUUGUGUAAAGAUAACAGAGGAGAAAAGAGAGAGAGAGAUAUAUGUAAUUUUUUGGAGUCUUUGGUGUCUGGUUAUACACCAAACUCUGGUACACUAAAUAACCGGUAUAUUUGUUGCACUAAAAUCUAGCGUGGGAGCUUCUCGUUGUUUGUUAAA
Capsella rubella is the source of this 1007-nucleotide messenger RNA. Its product is annotated as peptidyl-prolyl cis-trans isomerase FKBP18, chloroplastic. NCBI's taxonomy places the organism in Eukaryota, Viridiplantae, Streptophyta, Magnoliopsida, Brassicales, Brassicaceae. The record is from RefSeq and is a predicted model, not a curated record. The coding region runs from base 83 to 766 and encodes 227 amino acids. Gene Ontology annotation, molecular function: peptidyl-prolyl cis-trans isomerase activity. The transcript has 6 exons. Gene Ontology annotation, cellular component: chloroplast thylakoid lumen.